Molecule: messenger RNA, 507 nt
Organism: Schistosoma intercalatum
Lineage: Eukaryota; Metazoa; Platyhelminthes; Trematoda; Strigeidida; Schistosomatidae
Source: the annotation of a GenBank genome assembly
AUGUAUGAAGCCUAUCCUAAUCGGCUAGACAAUGUUAAUCUACGUAUAUUUUUCACUUCGUUUUUAUUUUAUAUUGUUACGCAGUUUCCAUCUCCCAGAGAAAUAGCUUUAUCAUGUGGAAUUAUAUCUAACACAGAGAGUCGAUCUCAAUCACCGGAUAGCCAACCAGAUACAGAGGAUAGUGCGAAUUCUGAUACGCGUCAGUCUCCAACUAAUAACCAGAUUCAAUCAUUACUGUGUCCAGAACGAUUACCUGCUUUGUGCUUUCCCUGCCUUAUCCCUUCAUCUUUUUGCAGCCCAACAGAUGAAAUGAGUAAUGAACUUUGGAAAACAGCUUGUCAAACCGGACCAAGACCAAUCAUAUUUGUGUAUAGAUUUUCUUAUGGUCUACCUCAAGAACUAUUUGAUAAGGCUACAGUACGGUUGAAUUGGCCCGAACUAUUCAAAGUAAGCUCUCUUGUCAUCUUCUUAACAUUAUUUCGCCUUUCUUUUGAUGUGAUAAGAUAG